UUACAAUUACACAGCACUACAUAAGAUCACAUACAAUCGGAGAAGACAACACCAUUAUAUUUGCCGCAGUGAGCACCGUACACGUUUUCUUGCUCCAUGUUGCGUUAUCCAAUUAUAUCUCCAACCCUUAAAAAAACUUUUAGGUACACAAACUGUCAUCAGAGAGUAGUGUAUUUCCAAACCGUAACAUUUACAGUGGCACCAACUGUCCAAUUCAGUUAACCUUUAACUUUUUUUUUUGGUAUCACAAAGCUAGCAUCCAUGCAUAUGGCAGUGGCUCCUCCAGCACAGGAAACUAGAGGAGCAGACAGUAAUCAUAGGCUCCACACUCCCGGCGCCAACUUAGCCGUUGCUCCGCUCAACGGUCACUCCUUCCACCCUGUAUUUAAACUUCCCCACGCGCCACGCACUCUGUAUUCAAACUUCCCCUGCUCCUCUCAACUCAACACCACAUCACUGACUCACUCGAUCACUGUCGCACUGAGAACACAAGCACGGCGGGCCAGAACCAGUCGCACACCCAGAAGCUAAUGGCGUCCGCCACCGGGAACUCGAGCCUGCGGAGCUGCUGCUCCCUUCCCAACCUGCUGGUCUGGCUCCUCAACCUCUCCCUCCUCGUCCUCGCCGCCGCCGCGCUCGGCCCGGUCUUCCUCCUCCGCCCGCGCCCGACGCCCUUCGGCUGGGCGCUCGUCUCCGUGCACGCCACCACCCUGCUGUCCGCGCUCGCGGCGCUCCACGCCCAGCUCACCCACCUCUGCCUCGCCGCGCACGCGGCGCUCGCGCUCGCCGCGCUGUCCGGCCACGCGCUGGCCUCCCUGGCUUUCUUCCUCCGCCACGACCACAGCCUCCGCCUCCUCGGCUCCGACAGGGACCGCCGGGAGCAGUUCGUGCUGGCGUUCCUGGAGGAGCUGCUCCUGCUGGCCAUGUUCGUGGCGCAGGCCGUGGCGCUGGCGGCCACGUGCGUGGUGAGCCGGCGGUGGGCCAGGGAGUACCAGGCGGCAGAGACGGAGAAGGCGGCCGCGGCGAGAAAGCGAGGGAGGAAGAUGGCGCGUGUGCAGGCUGAGUCGGCGGCCGCUGCGGAGGCCGGGGUGAAGGCCGUCGACGAGAAAGUGAUGCGGAGCAGCAGCGGCAAGAAGGUGCACUGGGCCAUCAACGAUGGAUUCGAGGAGUGCUAGAACCACCAAUGAAUGGAAGUAGAAGAAUAAAUAGUAAUCUCCUAGCUAUGUUAUUGUUCAGAGGUAUGAUGGCCAUUAUAGUGUGGCCAGAAUAUAUAAUCAACCAGAGUUGCUAUUUGUUCUUA
Sorghum bicolor (sorghum) is the source of this 1300-nucleotide messenger RNA. RefSeq lists its product as uncharacterized. The transcript has a single exon. The record is from RefSeq and is a predicted model, not a curated record. Bases 531 to 1175 code for a protein of 214 amino acids. Lineage: Eukaryota; Viridiplantae; Streptophyta; Magnoliopsida; Poales; Poaceae.